AUGGCUGACAUUCUCACGCAGCUCCAGACUUGUCUGGAUCAGCUUGCAACACAAUUCUACGCAACACUUGGCUAUCUCACAACAUACCACGAUAAUGCCCCCACAACACCGCCCAAUGUCCCCAACGCAGUACCGGCCCUAGCCAAGAUCACUAAGAACUCGACAACGCCACCGGUCCCAGCAGCCAUCGCAAACAAAGUGGGGGGUGCAGCUGCUGUUGCAGGAAAUGCAUCACCCCCACAUGCGCCUCCUCAACAACCUGGAGCUGCGCCAGGAGCAGCACCAGAAGGUGGAGAUCCCAACCUUCCUCCUGCGCCGGACUCACCCAGAACAUUUGCGAGCCGGCAGCGGGAGCUUGCGCGCGACCUUAUUAUCAAGGAACAGCAGAUCGAGUACCUCAUAUCUGUGCUUCCUGGGAUUGGCGCCUCUGAAGCUGAGCAAGAAGCUAGAAUCCGGGAACUGGAGACAGAACUUAGAGAAGUUGAGAAGGAGCGCGCUGCGAAAGUCCGGGACUUAAAGAAGUUGAGGACUCGGCUCGAGGAUGUCCUGGGCGCGGUGGCUGUGGGCAUUUAUGGAGAUGGGUAUCCUCAAAAGUGA
This is a messenger RNA of Penicillium coprophilum, 597 nucleotides long. Its product is annotated as med21 domain-containing protein. NCBI's taxonomy places the organism in Eukaryota, Fungi, Ascomycota, Eurotiomycetes, Eurotiales, Aspergillaceae. The coding region runs from base 1 to 597 and encodes 198 amino acids. Gene Ontology annotation, cellular component: mediator complex. The transcript has 2 exons. Gene Ontology annotation, molecular function: transcription coregulator activity. The record is from RefSeq and is a predicted model, not a curated record. Gene Ontology annotation, biological process: regulation of transcription by RNA polymerase II.